UGUUAAUGUCAACCCAGAAGAGAUACAAAUGCAAGACUGUAAAAGUUUCUUACGUUGUACAGGAUGUAUCUAACCAUAGUUUGAGGUUGCAUUUGCAUAUUAAAUUAUUUAAAAUGAUUAUUAUAUAUUUAUUUACGACUGUGUUUAAAACUUGCAUUUUUUAUUUGUAUAAACAAUGUUGUGAGCAAUAGCCGAGAACUAGUUAAACACGGAUUAACUGAGAGCAGAAACCAUCAAUCUCAGUUCAGCCCACUCACGUCCUACAGAGGAACCAGAGGAACUUGAGUGACUAGUUACGAGCUGGGCGGGACUUAACCAGAGAAAACUGAUUUAGGACUGAACUAAAUGUGUGAAUGAGAUGUUUAGAAAAAAGAGAAGAAUUGAAAAUAAAGUUUUCAGAUGAUAGACUGUGUGGUAAAAUGUAUUUCAGAUAUAAAGCAAACUCUCAUUAUGAUUUACAUAAGUAAUGUUAUGUCGCUCUUUUCAUUCUCAUGUCCUGAAUGCCUCAGGCUAAAGUUUUAUAGGUGCUUAUAAGUUUUAUUCAAAUGAGAUGCUAAACAUUUGCAACUUGCAACAAAUGAUCCACUGUGAGACGAACAGUACAGCUUCACGUUAUUAGACAAAAAAUUGCAGCUUCUUGCCUAAUAAAUAUUUAAUUUCUUUCUUUUAAGGACAGUAUCAUCCAUUAGCACAGUCUACAAGCAAGACCAUUCGGCCAUUGUAGGUUCCAGCCGUCGGCAUGAGCAUCGCUUCCAAAGACCGUAAGCCAAAAAAGCCCCAUUAUGUCCCCCGUCCCCCCGGCAAGCCCUUCAAAUACCAGUGCUUCCAGUGUCCUUUCACCUGCAACCAGAAAUCCCAUCUGUUCAACCAUAUGAAAUACAACCUGUGCAAGAUCUCCAUCUCCAUAACUGCUAAACCGAACCAAAGUCCCAUCCACGAUUCCACAUCACCAAACGUCCAGUCUGCAAUGGAGAGCAAUGGCUCGAUGUGUGCCAAUGAUGAAACAUUCUCUGUAGUGAAAGUGCCCUCGACUAGUACUGACCAUGUAGGCGGAUCAAAAUCUGAACCAUCUCCUCAAAACGGGCACAUAUCCAAAUCCUGUGAGGAGAACACACUAAAGGAAGCCGAUCUUCAUUCCUCAGACCCGAUGUCAUCCUCUACAGGUGACUCCAAGGACGUCAAACCUGUGUAUAAACCCGAAGCUCUUCUUCCACAACACGUGUAUAACCCUGCGACCAUCUGGAGACCCCCGAUCUCAUUCCCAUCCAGCACUGGAAGUCCUGAACACAAACCACAUCUACAAGACAAAGAGUUGGAUUUUCCUUAUCACGGUGGCGUCAUUCCCGGAUAUCAUUCCUAUGUUAUUCCCACCCCUCUGCAUCCACUCUACCAUCAGUAUCACCCCUAUCUACAGCCAAGCAACAUUUAUCACCCCACCCCACCACACCCGCACCUCCUCCCGUACGCCUUGGAAACCCACAGACUUCACCAUCUGUUACCAAGGGAACUGAGUUCUCUAGCACCUGUCUCUGAAGAGUAUUUUAGGCACUUUCACACAUUUCUAAGCUAUAGCCAGAACUAUCCACAUCACCAAACCCUUACCACCGCACCCUACUUUAUCUCGUACUCACAAUCAGUCCGUCAUGAGAUGGAUACAGAGAACAUUGCGAGUGAACACGGGUAUGAACAGAGAGAGCUCAGGACAAAUGAAGAGCUACAGGUGAGCCCGCAGACGGGCCGCUCGGCUUCUGGAUCACCAGAGAGACCAAACCCUCACCAUGGUUCCCAGGAGUCAGCAGAUAAGGAUGCAGUGUCGACCAGCCAAUCAGAAGAGAGGGACAGGGCCAUACAGAUAAGUGGGGAUGGCCAGAAUAGCACUGAAAGGUCACCAAUGCUCACAAAGGUGGAGACUGGAGCUAAAAGUGUUGAUGAUGUCACAGUUCCUCUCAAUCUCUCAAGAAAGGGUCAGAUUAAAAGUGAUGCUUCACCUCAGCAGUGGUUUCCCCUGAAUCUGUCUGUGAAGUCAUCGACAGCUCCAUCAGCGAGCCAAUCACAAAGCGGCUUGAGUGAUGAGGAGAUUCUGGGUAGCAUUACAUCAAAGGUGGACGAUGAUGUCAUUGUGGAAGACGAGACAACGGCUGCGUUUGCUCUCUGCCAGCUGGCCCAAUCUGUUUUGACACCCCUAAGCAGAAACACAAACAUCUAUUCAUCUCUUUCAACUGUCUGUGAUGAGCCAGAAGCCCACCGCCUUCAAAAGCCAACAUCCGAUUGUGAUCAAACAGAAGCAACUGAUACGCCAACAAACAUUAACUUUACAAAUACUUCUCCAGAUCUGAAAUCAGAUCUGGACAUCACCGUCCAGGCAUCAAACAUGAAACAUUUAAAGAGGAAAACACGUGCAUCACACGGCACCAAAAGAAAACGACCGAGUGGCCUUAAUAACCGCAACCUGAGGAAAAGAACUUAGCCAUUAAUCUUAAGACUCAAGACAUUUUAGACAAGCUGUGACAUGAAUAAAACUAUACUAAAGUCCUCCUUAUCAGACAGAUAUGAUAUUUUUUGGGAGCUGCGUUGUCAAACCAUGAAGUGAAACACAAUGUAUUAUAUUUAUUUUUUUUAAACUACAUUUUUUUAUUGUUAAUGUUG
Molecule: messenger RNA, 2646 nt
Organism: Paramisgurnus dabryanus
Lineage: Eukaryota; Metazoa; Chordata; Actinopteri; Cypriniformes; Cobitidae
Source: RefSeq, a predicted model, not a curated record